UCUACAUAUCCUGGAUCCAGUAUGCAUCACUUCAACGGAAACUGUACGAAGAUAGAUCGGUAAUAAAGAUGGCUCAUCAAGAAACGCACCGUCCUGCCUGGGAUGGCUGCAAGACUUGGAUUUCUUAUGGCUCAUCCUACGAAGAAGCAUGUUCCAAGCAUAUCGCUGACAACUUCCAAGCCAAGCGAGUGUACAUCAUCGCAUCGGGAUCACUGUCUCGAGACACCAACCGUGUGAAGGUUCUGCAGCAUGCGCUUGGAGACAAGGUGGUAGGCACUCGAUACGGCAUGCGACCGCAUACUCUGUGGUCGGAGAUAUUGGAGGUGGUCAAGGAAGCGACCGAGCUGAGAGCAGAUCUACUUGUGACAUUGGGUGCGGGAAGUCUGACAGAUGGAGCAAAGAUCAUUGCGCUGGCAAUGGCGAAUAGAUGCGAAUCCUUCGAAGACCUGGACACGCUGCAUUCAAGAACAGAGAGCGGGCAAGACGUGAAGACACCCACAGUGCCGGUCAUCUGCAUACCAACCUCCCUCUCAGGUGGAGAGUACAAUGCGCGCGGAGGCGGCACCAACGAUCACAAUCAUCGAAAGUACAGCUUCGCCGGCCCCAUCAAAGCGCCAGCGCUGGUCAUCUUGGAUCCCGAGCUUACGACAACCACCCCCGAUCGGUGGUGGCUGUCCACUGGGGUCCGAGCGGUGGAUCACUGCGUCGAAGUCAUAUGUUCCCUGCAAGGCACUGCGCAGAGUGAUUCAGACUCCAUCCGCGGCCUGAAACUCCUCAUCCCUGGCCUGUUGCGAUGCAAGAAGAAUGCGGGAGAUCUAGAGGCUCGAUUACAGUGUCAAAUGGGGGUGAUUGAGUCCGUCAAAGCACCCAAUCUCAGCGGGGUGCCCAUGGGAGCGUCGCACGCCAUCGGCCAUCAGCUUGGGCCGCUGAAUGUAGGACACGGCGAGACAAGCUGCAUUCUGUUGCCGGCGGUAUGCAAGUACAACCGCAGCGUGAACGGCGCGAAGCAAGAUGCCGUGCAGGAGGUACUAUGGGAGGAAGUUGAGGUGCAGAGGGUUUUGAAGGAUGCCGGGCUGGGUCACGACUCGGAUCUGGGCGACAUGCUCGAUGCCAUCUUCCGAGCGUUGGGGAUGCCGAGGACGCUGAAGGAUGUGGGCGUUGGAGAGGACCAGCUCGAGCUGCUUGCCGAAAACUCCAUGACGGAUCGUUGGAUCGGAACGAAUCCUCGUCCUUUGACGGACAAGGCUCAGGUGAUGGAGAUUUUGGAAAUGGUAAAGGGGUGAUUCUCUCUCCGAACGAGGGGAUGCUGCGGGAGGUCUGAAAUCUGUCAGCAUACGCCAGUACCAGCCGUUACACCAUUGACGAAGGAGUCAUCCUGAGAAUGGGUAAACAAUCCGUCGGGUCUGUGAAUGGCAUUGACACAGGCUGGGCGGUACAUGGCGGUACUGAUCGUUGCCAGUGCUCGGGCGAUGUCUGGCAAGGGCGUUGUCUUCCUCGAGGCGCUAUCAUUCUCUUCGUCGUCUGGUCUCCAGCAUUUCGCAUUGCAGGCAAAGCAAGGCAUCGGACCCCGGCUUAUGAGCUCGUUUCAUUGCCUGCCUCCUGCACAACGGGAAAAUCCUCGCAAAAGCUAAAAAUAAGACCGGGGCGUGGGGGGCGGUGCACUGCGGGGAGGCAUGGAAUGGGACGGGAGGAUGAUGUCGAUUCUGCCCACCCUUCCCA
This is a messenger RNA of Neohortaea acidophila, 1719 nucleotides long. RefSeq lists its product as uncharacterized. NCBI's taxonomy places the organism in Eukaryota, Fungi, Ascomycota, Dothideomycetes, Mycosphaerellales, Teratosphaeriaceae. Gene Ontology annotation, cellular component: mitochondrion. The record is from RefSeq and is a predicted model, not a curated record. The transcript is spliced from 2 exons. The coding region runs from base 69 to 1283 and encodes 404 amino acids. Gene Ontology annotation, molecular function: alcohol dehydrogenase (NAD+) activity; metal ion binding.